Messenger RNA from Biomphalaria glabrata, 498 nucleotides. Its product is annotated as leucine-rich repeat flightless-interacting protein 2-like. The transcript has 6 exons. Bases 1 to 498 code for a protein of 165 amino acids. The record is from RefSeq and is a predicted model, not a curated record. Gene Ontology annotation, biological process: regulation of DNA-templated transcription. NCBI's taxonomy places the organism in Eukaryota, Metazoa, Mollusca, Gastropoda, Planorbidae.
AUGUUUCCCCUGUAUUGUUCCUCAGAUGAUAAAAUUAGAGGUUUUGCUUUAGAAAAGGCAUCCUUGUUUAAAGAGAUCAAAGCCCUAAAGAGUGAACUGGAAGACCAUCAAUUUAGUGCCAAAAAAGGAGAACUCUUAGCUAAUGUGCCUCAAAUCAAUGGACCGGAAAUGCAACUGUAUGAAGUUCAACCAAGUUUACUGGAAGGUGAAGCAAGUAAACAAAUACAUGAUUACAAAUUUAAAUUACAAAAAGCUGAACAAGAUAUAGCCACAUUAGAGGGAAUGGUAACUAGGUUAGAAACUCAAGUCAAAAGAUACAAAACAGAUGCAGAGAGAGCAGAGGGAAUGGAAGAUGAACUAAAACAAGAAAAAAGAAAACUACAAAAAGAGCUACGUGAAGCUUUAACUCAGAUUGAAGAAUUGCAGAACCAAAACAAACACUUAACAACUAGAUUGGAGCGUAUUAAACAGACAAGAACAGCAUUGGGCAUUCAAUGA